Messenger RNA from Saprolegnia parasitica CBS 223.65, 496 nucleotides. RefSeq lists its product as hypothetical. Gene Ontology annotation, biological process: translational initiation. The record is from RefSeq and is a predicted model, not a curated record. The transcript is spliced from 2 exons. Lineage: Eukaryota; Oomycota; Saprolegniomycetes; Saprolegniales; Saprolegniaceae. Gene Ontology annotation, molecular function: RNA binding; translation initiation factor activity. Bases 24 to 353 code for a protein of 109 amino acids.
AAUCACUCCCGCAUCUCGCCAGCAUGUCGACGAUCCCCAGCUUCUCCAACUUCAACGCCUUCGAAGACGCUGCCGACAGCUCCGGCGUCGGCUCGGGCAAGGUCCACGUCCGCGUCCAGCAGCGUAACGGCCGCAAGUGUAUCUCGACGGUGCAGGGUCUCGCGGAUGACUUGGACAUCAAGCGCAUCUUGAAGGCCUUCAAGAAGAACUUUAGCUGCAACGGCGCCAUUGUCAAGGACGAAGAGCUCGGUGAAAUCAUCCAGCUCUCGGGUGACCAGCGCUCGAACGUCAAGAGCUUCCUCGUGGACCAGGAGAUCUGCCUUGAGAGCCAAAUCCAGUUGCACGGUUUCUAAGCUUGCCUCCCCUUUUCCUUGUCGUGCCUCUUGGGGCCCGGCCACUUUUGAGGCGGCUUGCGGUCACCGCGCGUCAGAUUGUGGGACCCUUUGCUGCCACCUCGGAUAAUAUACUAUUUGAUUAUGUCCUUGCGGCGCCUCCC